AUGACUAGAGGCGAGAUUCUCCAUCUUCAUAUCGGCCAGGCGGGCACCCAGCUCGGGAACAGUGCUUGGGAACUUUACCUCCUCGAGCAUGGCCUCAAGAAAGACGGUCGACCCGACCCCGACGCCAAAGACCUGCAUGAUUCCGGCGAGCUGGAUACCGUAUUCACAGAGACGGGCAGCGGCAAAUACGUGCCGCGUUCUAUCUUUGUUGAUCUGGAUCCUAGUCCCAUUGACGAAAUCCGCACGGGUGAUUAUCGCCAGUUGUUCCAUCCCGAGAUGUUAAUUAGUGGUAAGGAGGAUGCGGCGAAUAAUUAUGCUAGGGGGCAUUAUACUAUUGGGAAAGAGAUUUUAGAUGGGACGUUGGACAAGAUUAGACGUGUCUUGGACAACUGCUCUUCCCUCCAAGGCUUCCUAAUCUUCCACUCCUUUGGCGGUGGCACCGGCUCAGGCUUUGGCUCCUUGUUGCUCGAGCGCCUCUCGACCGACUACGGCAAGAAAUCCAAACUUGAAUUCGCCGUUUACCCUGCGCCCCGCGUUAGCACCGCAGUGGUAGAACCAUACAAUGCCGUGCUCUCAACACACAGCACCAUCGAGAAUAGCGACUGCACCUUUCUUGUCGACAACGAGGCCGUGUACGACAUCUGUCGCCGCAACCUCGAUAUCCCGCGCCCUUCCUUCGAACACCUGAACCGUCUGAUCGCGCAGGUCGUGAGCAGUAUUACGAGUAGUUUGCGCUUCGACGGCGCGCUGAACGUCGAUUUGAAUGAGUUUCAGACGAACCUGGUGCCGUAUCCCAGGAUUCAUUACCCGUUGAUUAGUUAUGCGCCUGUCAUCAGCGCUGCGAAGAGUAGUCAUGAGAGUUUCAAGACUCAAGAUUUGACGCUUCAGUGCUUCGAACCCAACAACCAAAUGGUAGUCUGCGACCCUCGCAACGGAAAAUACAUGGCCGUUGCGCUCCUCUACCGCGGCGACGUGGUCCCCCGCGACUGCAACGCAGCCGUCGCGUCCCUGAAAGCCAAAACCUCAUUCAACCUCGUAGAAUGGUGUCCCACAGGUUUCAAACUGGGCAUCAACUACCAGAAGCCCGUCUCGGUCCCUUCGACCUCGCCCAACGAUGGCGCCCUGGCAUCCGUAGACCGCAGCGUCAGCAUGCUGAGCAACACCACGGCGAUUGCCGAGGCGUGGAGCAGGCUGGACCAUAAGUUCGAUCUGAUGUAUAGCAAGCGCGCGUUUGUGCAUUGGUAUGUAGGCGAGGGCAUGGAGGAGGGCGAGUUUAGUGAGGCGAGGGAGGAUCUGGCGGCGCUGGAGAAGGAUUAUGAAGAGGUUGCUGCGGAUAGUUUUGAUCCUGAGGAAGGGGAGGAGGAGUAUUAG
Molecule: messenger RNA, 1371 nt
Organism: Lachnellula hyalina
Lineage: Eukaryota; Fungi; Ascomycota; Leotiomycetes; Helotiales; Lachnaceae
Gene: TUB1
Product: Tubulin alpha chain
Exons: 5
Coding region: 1-1371 (456 amino acids)
Biological process (GO): microtubule cytoskeleton organization; mitotic cell cycle
Cellular component (GO): cytoplasm; microtubule
Molecular function (GO): structural constituent of cytoskeleton; GTP binding
Source: RefSeq, a predicted model, not a curated record